Messenger RNA from Ilex paraguariensis (yerba mate), 837 nucleotides. NCBI's taxonomy places the organism in Eukaryota, Viridiplantae, Streptophyta, Magnoliopsida, Aquifoliales, Aquifoliaceae. The record is from the annotation of a GenBank genome assembly.
AUGUACGUUGCAGUUACAGUGAGGAGAUAUCGAGCAGUGAGAGAAGUUGGGAAGAUUAAAAUGAGUGAUGGGAUCAUUGCUUAUUAUCAAUUGAUGCAAGUUUGUCAGGCUGAGUAUUUCCGACUUCACUCAACAGGACUUCUCAUGCAGAGUGACCAGCAAUUUUUCCUCAAAAAGCCAGUGGUCCCCCUUGCUGAUCAAGUGGGUGGUGCUUACAUCCAUAAUGCUCCUAUUGCAUCCACUUUUGGUGGAACAGUUGUGCCUCCAGGUGCUAAUGCUGUUGAAUUUCAACCCUCUGAGGUUUGUCCAAGGAAUUUCAUUAUCUUUGACAAGACUGAUAACAGAAGCCAGAUCAUGUUCCACCCAGCCAUUGGCUCCAAAUUUGGUUAUCCUGGUUUGAAUAUAGGGGCAUCUUACUUCCAUGCUAUUAUUGACAGGAAAGAUGCAAAUAGCGGGAGAGAGAACUCUUUCAUGAAAGAAGAUUCAGAUGAUAUUGAUGCAUUGUUAAGCUUGGAAGAGGAAGAAAGCGACGAGGAAGAGGUCAGCACAGCACGAACACAUGGAAACAGUGGAAGUGAUUCCCCUGAUUCUUGCUCCAAUUAUGGUUCAAACCCCGGAAAGAGUAGAUUACCUUCUUUGAAGAAAUCCUCUGCUAGUGGCCCCAGCUGCAGUGAAAGUAAGCGCCGGAAAAUGAGGAAGAUGGUGAAGGCACUGAGAGGAAUCGUGCCUGGUGCCAACCAAAUGAAUACGGUGGCUGUUCUUGAUGAAGCUGUUAAGUAUCUGAAAUCUCUCAAGGUUGAAGUGCAGAAGGUUGGAGUUGGAAAUAUGAAGUGCUAG